GGAAAUGAUGAUGUUUGGCUGGGCUUAGAAAAAGCAGCGUAUGGUGCUUUAAUGCGCACGAUGACUGGUUUCAUGGAAACACGAGCCGUGAGCAAUGCUUCCACAAAUAAUUCUGAGGUGCCUGUUACGCCACCACUGGAACGUAUACGAAUAACCCUUUCCUUAAAAAAUUCCAUGGACAUUCCAUUGCUUUUGAGGAAAAUUCAUUUGGAGGUAUCAGCUGAUCCUACAUCGUACAUGCAAAGUUUCGUGGAUGAGUUUUCCCUGGAAGCGACUUCUGAUUGGAUUCCGCUCGAAUUUGCAAUCGUUCCCAAUGAAAAUGUUGAAGAAAUACGAGUGAAGAGUUUGUUAUUCGAAUUGGUUGUGGAUAGCAUCGGUGUCGCCUGCUCAAUUCCGCUGUUUAUUCGCGGACCACGUCUGUUCACUUCCAAAAAAGAGGUACCACAGAACCUUGUUAAAACUUACAGAUUGAGUAGUUUAUAG
Molecule: messenger RNA, 483 nt
Organism: Gongylonema pulchrum
Lineage: Eukaryota; Metazoa; Nematoda; Chromadorea; Rhabditida; Gongylonematidae
Source: the annotation of a GenBank genome assembly